Molecule: messenger RNA, 4228 nt
Organism: Gambusia affinis (western mosquitofish)
Lineage: Eukaryota; Metazoa; Chordata; Actinopteri; Cyprinodontiformes; Poeciliidae
Product: protocadherin gamma-A11-like
Exons: 1
Coding region: 61-2514 (817 amino acids)
Biological process (GO): homophilic cell-cell adhesion
Cellular component (GO): plasma membrane
Molecular function (GO): calcium ion binding
Source: RefSeq, a predicted model, not a curated record
UUUGGAUAUUUUAAGUGUGUGGACAACAGCCUAAGAAACAUUUUGGUUUUCUUUCUCGCCAUGUCGUUUGGAAUCAAACAGCACCCUGAAUCGCUAAAAUGGCGUUUUUGCUGCGGACAAAUAUUGCUGCACCUCAUUUUCUUUUGUUACAUUUGCAAUUUUGUUACCGGACAUAUGAGAUAUUCGAUCCCAGAAGAGAUGAAGAAAGGCUCACUGAUCGGUAAUGUCGCACAGGACCUCGGCUUGGAUCUGAAAAGACUCCGUUCUGGUCGGGCCCGCAUUGUCAGCGGAGAGAGCAUCCAGUACGUGGAGCUGAAGCCAGACAAAGGGAUUUUAGCAGUAAAAGGGAGAAUCGACCGGGAGCAGCUUUGUGGUGACACAACACCGUGUAGUUUCACGUUUGAGAUGAUUUUAGAGAAUCCCAUGGAGCUGCAUCAAAUUACGGUAGAGAUUACAGAUAUCAAUGAUAACUCUCCGACGUUCAAGAGAGAUAGCAUGCAUUUUGAAAUAAGCGAAACUGCUUCUGUUGGUGCGCGUUUUCCAUUAGCAACUGCAGAAGACCUGGAUGUCGGUGUGAAUGGAAUGAAAGAAUAUAUCUUGAAUGAUAAUGAUAAUUUCGUCCUGAAGCAACAUUCAAACGCAGAGGGAAAGAAAUACGCAGAGAUUGUGCUUCAGAAGCCUUUAGACAGGGAGACAAACCCCAGGCUCUCUCUAAAGCUGGUCGCUGUGGACGGUGGGACCCCUCAGAGAUCUGGUACCGUAAAUAUUGACGUUGUUGUUCUUGAUGUUAACGAUAACGCACCUGUAUUUAAUCAGACUUUGUAUAAAGCUACAGUGACAGAAAAUGCCCUAAAAAACACUUACGUUACGACUGUCAAUGCUAGUGACGCCGAUGUUGGAUCAAAUAGUGUUGUGACAUAUUAUUUUUCAGACCUGUCUAACUAUCUUGGAGAUUUAUUUAAAAUUGAUGAGAAAAGUGGUGUCGUUGUAACUACGGGGUUUAUUGAUUUUGAAAAGGAUAAGAAGUUUGAGCUUCAGAUCCAUGCAAAAGAUCAAGGAGGUCUUACAGAUACUAGCGAGGUGAUAAUUGAAGUAGUUGAUGUAAAUGAUAAUGUUCCUGCUAUAAGUGUGAUGUCAUUUACUAGUCCUGUAUUAGAGGAUUCUCCUCCUGGAACAACAAUUGGCAUUAUAAAUGUGAAAGACUUGGAUUCAGGUGAUAACGGACAAGUGAGCUGUAGAAUUGAAGGGAAUGUUCCUUUUAAGAUCAGGACCAAUCUAAAACAUUAUUAUUCUUUAAUAACAGAUUCCGUCUUGGACCGUGAAAUGGUUUCACAAUACAAUAUAACUGUUGUCGCAACGGACAGUGGAGCACCUCCUCUUUCUGCUCAAAGAAUAUUUAAUAUUAAAGUGUCUGAUGUGAAUGACAACGCUCCAUUGUUUUCAAAUACUGUUUACAGCGCAUUUAUUACAGAAAAUAACUCCCCAGGUCUUUCUGUCCUCACUCUGAAAGCCAACGAUCCUGAUGAGAAUCAGAAUGCUCGCAUUUCCUAUAUUUUAGAGGGUAAAAAUAUUGCUGGAUCGUCAGUUUCUGAAUAUGUUUCUGUAAAUGUAGAAACUGGAGUCGUACUGGCGGCGCGUUCAUUUGACUAUGAACAAAUUAAAGAGCUAAUUUUUGUCGUUAAAGCACAAGAUGGAGGCUCUCCCCCUCUCAGCAGCAAUGUAACUGUGAAACUGAUCAUCCAGGACCAGAACGAUAAUCCACCCCAGGUUUUGUACCCAGUCCAGACUGGCGGCUCCAUGGUGGCUGAAAUGGUUCCUCGUUCAGCAGAUGUGGGCUACCUGGUGACUAAAGUGGUGGCUGUGGAUGUGGACUCUGGACAGAAUGCCUGGCUCUCCUAUAAACUCCAGAAAGCCACAGACAGAGCGCUGUUUGAAGUGGGCUUACAGAAUGGAGAAAUAAGAACUAUCCGUCAGGUGACUGAUAAAGAUGCUGUGAAACAAAGACUGACUGUCAUAGUGGAGGACAACGGGCAGCCCUCUCGUUCAGCUACAGUCAUUGUUAACGUGGCGGUGGCGGACAACUUCCCUGAAGUGUUGUCGGAGUUCACUGACUUUCCUCACGAUAAGGAAUACAAUGACAACCUGACUUUUUACUUAGUGUUGGCUCUGGCUGUGGUUUCCUUCCUCUUCAUCACGUGUUUAGUGGUUAUUAUAUCAGUGAAGAUCUACAGAUGGAGACAGUCUCGUAUUCUGUAUCACUCCAGCCUCCCUGUGAUUCCAUAUUAUCCACCUCGUUACUCAGACACUUUGGGAACAGGAACCCUGCCACACGUGUAUAAUUACGAGGUGUGCAGAACGACUGACUCCAGAAAGAGUGACAUUAAGUUCGGCCCAACUAGCAGUCAGAACGUUUUGCUAAUGGACUCCACUUCUAUUGGGACGAUGCAACGGAUACAGAAUGAGAAGAACAUCCUGGAUGAACCCGACUCUCCUCUAGAGGUUAGUGACAUUUAGCUGGUUCUGUCCUUAGUUUUUCUUCAUCAACCUUUCCUGCCAAAAUGGCAUCCAUGUAAUUACACCCAUCCACUUUGAUGAUUUAUAUUUUGUCCAUCAUAACAGUGACAUUUCUACAGACGGAUUCAUAUUGUAUAACACAUUGAGAUCCUUUUGAUGCAAUUUUGUUUCUGACACUUACAUGACGGAGGCCUCUGCAUAUAUCACGGAUAUAUAUGAGUAGAAAACAUGAUAUGGAAUCUUGUGUAAUUGUUAUCGUAUUGAAGGUUUAAUAUCAUUCCUUUAACUCUGAUGCACCGUUCUGUCUUUUUUUUUAAUUAAACCAAUUUAUAGCUGUUAUAGAGAAGAUGCAUUUGUUAAGUUUGUGUAGGUUCAUCUCAUUAUUCCUUGUGUCAAAGGCUUCUUUUCACAUCUAGAAAGACGUCUCCAACUACCUUGAUAUAAUCUAAAGAUAUUUAUGUGUUGUUGGUAGAGUAGGAAGUAACCAGUCCUGCUAUCCCAGAUGAAUAAGGUUUUUUUUUUUUUUUGCUGUAGGAGCCUUUAUUUGAGUGUUCAGACAUGAACACUGUCUGGUGUAAUAAUUCACUAUUGAUGCAGGGCUGUGAAGGUUUUCUUGGAUUACUUUUAGCAGCCUUUGAGAUUCAUUUUGUCUGAAUAUCAGAAGAGAUUCUGUGAGAAUAUUACAGCAGGUUUUGUGGUGAUGUACUUUAAUGCCAAGUCCUUUUCCAUAUUCUCAUGUGAUUGCAAAAUUGCAUAAACCCACUCCUUCUGAUCCCAGUGUGCUAAAUAUCAGGGUUGGAGCUGAAACUAAUAUUUUUGUAGUCAUUUUAUUUGUCAAUUUCCUGAUAAUUAAGGUCAAAUUGUGGUUUAAUAGUGUCAACACAAGAUUACAGGUUUUUGUCAUGCUCUAAGGUUUACUAGAGAUAAUUAAAAUGAUGAGUUCACUUCGUUUUUGCAUUUAUCUUGUCGGAGUUUUGGUCACUUGGUGUAAAAUAUAUUUGGAUGCAGUCGUUUUUAUUUUAUUUUAUUUUUUUAGCUAUUCAGUUUAUGCUAAAAUUUCCAACAUUAGUGAUUUUGUUUUAUUUAAGAAAUUCAUCUUGAUAAAAUGACUCAUUAAAACGUGGAACAACAAAAGAAAAGUUUGUCUUUAGCAACAAAACAAUAUUCACAGCCAAAUAAUCCAAUCAAUUUGUGUGUGAAGUACUUGAGGAUGCCUCUACUGUAAAUGAGAACUCUCAUUCUUUUCCUCAUUGUUUGUAUUGUCUAAGGCAGGCAUGACUUGGAAUAUUAUUUCAACAAUAUACUAAAGGGUUUUAAAUAUUGUGGAGUUCCUCGGCAUAUCAAUGAUCCAAGUAGAAUGAAAACUUAAGGGAUUUUUUUGUGCAUUUGUUCAUUUUAAAAGUGGAACUUUUUAUUCUAAGAUCAAAUUAAAGGAUACGUGUUUACCAGUAUCAUUUUAAGUUAAUCUAAAGCUCUUUUGAAGGUGAUUGUCUUUGUCUUUAUUUUUAAUAAAGAAGUUAUAGGCCUUUAAGAAUUUCUACAUUAAUCGGCAUGAUGCUCAUUCUGGACUCUACGUGACGCUGUUGGUCAAUGCAUGUCCUCUGAAAUGUUACAUCACAUUCUCCUCCCUUCUUACUGUGGCCAAUGAGAGGAGAGCUUAUAGUUUUCCUCAUCUAUGCGGACAUCACAGCAUUAAAGACACUUCAACGACGAA